AUGGCGUUCACGUUCGAACGAGUCAAUUACCAGGAGAUAAGAAGAAUGAUUUCUGUUGCAACAAAAGUCGUUGUCGGUUUUCUUAUCAUGAUAUAUUUUGGCGGAAGUUUGGUCACUUGUAAUGAAGAUAUUCCGUUCUGUGAUAAGCGCUUGGAAGAACUAAAGAUUGACGUGAAAUACUGGCAGAAAAGAUGCUGGAAUGGUACAGUUCAUGUGCCUAAUUCUUCAUGCUGUGCAGCAGAGAACGAACGGAAUCAGCAGAGAAUGGAAAUGCAAACAAAAUUGUGCUUUUAUAAAGGUACAGUAAAUGCAGUAUUCUAUUAUACAAAUGAUUGAAGUGUCCUGGAGGUUUUUAAUCCUCCUUCAUUCAUUACUCGAGUAGGGAGGAAGGCAUCUGCAUUUAAUUUUGAAAGGCAACGUUCAGGCUAAAAUGUUUAUAUGAAAGGCUAAAACAGAUUUAUAAGCAUGAGAGAAAAUAAAAGUUUAGCAGUUCACAUAGCUUUGCAUGCAUCUAAGUCACUUUUUCCAUUGGAAAAACAUAUUUAAUUUAAUAAAUAACUCUUAAAUUAAGUCUAAAUAUUUAUCCACAUGAAAGGUUUUUAUUUAUCCCCACAAAACUACACAACCGCUUACUACGAUGUAGAUACAUACACUAUGGGUUUAGAAUAUGUUGUUCUUGCGUACUUCAAAGUGGUCCACUAUUUUUAUGGCAGCGUAUCGUCAUUGAACAUUCUCGCAUUUCUUUCCUCCGUCUUUACUAGACUGGUAAACUAUUCAAUAGAAUAUGUUUUAGAAGUGGUUUUUUACAUUUAUUAUUUAUCAAAAAUAUUUCAUAUUUAUAGGAAUUAUGAUACUUUUCACUUCUAUUCUGAAUGUCCGUUAUCUGGUUUUUAUAUAUUACGUAAAUGUAUUUGAAUCAAUAUAUGCACUCUGCAAAUACAUUUCAAAAUUUAUUGUUGGUCAUCGUAUAUAUUAAGAAUUAAAACUUUGCCCCAAAUAAUGAAUUUAAGAGAUGGAAUUCUUGUAAAUAUACAGGGUAAUCUCAGAGAAGUACCCAUUUUACGUAAGCUAGCUUGUACUAAAUGUGUAACUUUGACAUUGAACACAGAGCCGUAGCGAGGGUUGGUAUUGGGGGGGGGGGGUGGUUAACCCCUCCCCCCCAACUUUUGUAGAAUUAACAUAUUCGGAAAAUCGGGUUGGCCAUUCGGAAAAUUACGGCAAUAACAGUAUAACAAAAUUUUAGUUGUUUAAACAGAGAAAAUAUUAUAAAAUGGUAUUGUCAAUAUAAACCAUUGGUAUAAACUGAUAUACCAAAUCACGGCAUUUACAUGGAUAACGUAAAACAAAUCGUAAAUCGGUAAAUGUUUUUCGGUUUAUAUAUUACUUCUCAGGGCCGUAGCAGUCGGAGAGGGGGGGGAGGACUUGGGGCAGCAGCCCUUACAAUAAUUUGCUGAUAAUAAUUCUUUUUCAAAAUCAUGCACACCUUUAUCAUUUAAAUAAUAUACCUUUAAAAUACUGACAAUAGACUAGAGGUGUGCAUCGGAUCGGAUUAGACGUUUAUAAUCCAAUAAUUGCCUAAUGUUUAAAAUCCGAUCCGAAAUUGUCUAAUCCGAAUUCAAUCCGACUUUUGAAAACGAAUUCCAUUCCGAUCCGAUCCGAAGAAUUCUUUAAUAAAAUAAAUUUCUCAUUCAAGUUUUGUUUAGGCUUGUCUAGAUCAAAAUUUCACUCAUAAGGGGAAAGGUCUAUUGAUUAAUUUUAUUAAGCGGCUACAUUAUCCAUGACAAACCGAAAGGAAUCAUUUUCCUAUACUAUUUCCUGCAAUAUAUAGUUAAUUAAAUACGCCUUCGCCCAUUUAGUUCUAUACUAAAUUGUAAGCAAAUUGUAAAUUUCGACAUACUAAAACUCGAUCUAUUAACAAUUCGAACCGACUUGACCACGUAGCUCAGUUAGCAGAACAUUGGACUAGUAUCCCAAAGGUCGCAAAUUCGACUCCCACCGUGAUCAAGCAAACUUUCCAGCUUGCCAGCUGUGGAUGCAUACUCAGAGUAACGUCACAAAUAUCAUACUAAAACUCCGUUUUCUGACCAUCAGAAUUCCGUCAAAACUUCCCCAAAGUCCAGGAAAUGGCAUUUCAGAGAAUCUAAAUUUAAAAAUUUCCUUGGGCCUUCGGCCCUCGUUCCCACCCCCAAUAAAAAAGAGCUUCCUAAAGCACUGCAUGUUUCUGUAAUAUGUCUUUGCAUAAACUAUGUGUGUUUUUGUUGGUAAAUUGCAUCUUCAUUUUCCGGAUAGAAAACACCUUCGUGGCUUCGUAUGCCAUGAAAUAUUCGGAAAUUUUCUUCGUCAUUCGGAAAUUUUUGGCCUACCCCCCCCCCCCAACUAUAAAUGCUAGCUACGGCCCUGAUUGAACACCAGAAAAACCACAGGAAGGCGGUAAAACCAAAAUAGGAUUCAGGCAUGUAUGCAAGAAUUGUGCAAUAGGAUAGGAUAGGAUUAGGGUAUGCAUGGGGUUAGGGUAAACUUUUGCGCACGUUUCUUGCAGGGCUGCACAAAGCACAUACAAUAACAACCGCCUUGACUACAUUUUCCAGUAUUACUUCGUAUACUCACCUCAAAAUCGCAAUUUCUGUUGACUUAUCAAAAUGACCAAUUAUAUUGUUGGCUUUCUAGUAUCACUUAAAAUGGAAUCACCAAUAUUCGGAUUUGUUCAAAUUAUGGAAAUUAAGCUAAAAUAUUUUAAUACUUCAUAAAGGUUCUUUUAAUUAAAGCAAGUUAUAGUUAAUCAGGCCUUAUAAACAGGGUCCGAGGAUCGUAAUUAGACGCGAAUGUUGGGGUGGUGGCGGGGGAGGGGGUGCAUAUUCAUAUAUUCAUGUUCACAUAACGGAAAAACAAUCACAUAUCGUAAAAACAAAAAGAAAUUACUAGGGCUGACCACGAAUAUUUUAAUAUAUAUUUGUGUUCAGCCCAACUAAUUUAUUUGUGAAUAUGCAGCCUCCCCCUACCCAAAUAUCUCGUCUAGUUACGGCCCUUCUUAUAAAAAGUUAAUAAGAGGCAGAGAGUCAGAAACCUAAACAGGGGGACCGCCCAAACCUUUCUGUUUUUCAUAAUAUUUGCCAAUAAAAGUGAAUUUACGACAUAGUUCUAUUUUUUUCCUGGAUUUUGGGGGUGGGGAGUUUGCAGCUGUGACGUUUCUCUGUAAAACAUUAUGGAAGAAAUCGAUAGUAUUUUUGAAAGCCUUAACAUAUCGGAAUCGUUUUUCCAGAAUAUAAAAAAGAAAGCAACUUGAUGCAAACACCUAUGUAUACAUUCAUAAUACCAUACAUGACAUACCAGUUCUAUACAUUUACAUUAUACGCCUUCCUUGAAAACACUCGACUUCAAGAAAAACGCGCUAAAAUUGUCAAUAUUUCAUGCAAAAAAGUUGUUUCAAGAAACGUUGGAAAUUUUAAUGUUCAUAUAUUAACACAAAAAGUCUGCAGAAGAUGAUAUAUUCUCGCGGCAGCAUCGCCAAUAGCCGACCGUUGAAAGUAGAAGAAAAUUACAUAAUGAAGUUAUGUGUACUGUAAGAACAAAAUAUCGAUAACUAUGUGUUACGUUUCUAAGAGGGGGGGGGGGGUCUCAGAAAAACGUCCCUAUGAUUUUUCUCAUGGACACAAUCGAUAUACUAACUUCCAUAAUUUCGGCAAGUCCGAAUCAAGGAGGAUGACCGGGAGGAUGUGGGAGGUGUAACACCCCCCUGAUAAUUGCUCAUAUGAGCAAUUUCAGGUAAAUUUAGGUAGAUUUGCAGAAGAAAUUGAGGUAAAUUAACGCAAAUUCAGGUAAUUCCUAUGACAAGAGAAAGUUAAUUUACAAAAAAUAACUGUCAAUUUGGAAAAAAUGAGGUAUAUUUACCCAAAUUUUAGAAAAUUCUAGAAGUUUUCGUAAUUUUAGAAAAAUUUAUUUGAUACGGAGAAAAUUUUUGAUGUCUGGAAAAUUUUUUUCCAUGUUGGGAAAAAUUUUGGUAUAUCCGGAAAAAUUUUUUUAGCCCUAAAAUAUUACACUGACCGAAAUUUUAUUUUGGCGACGGAGGGGGGGGAGGAGGUUGCCAAAAAUAAUUUUUCCCAAAAAAAUUUUCAGGUAAAAUUCGAAAUUUUGAUACUUUCAGGUAGAUUUUAGCAACCCCCACCCCUGAGGUGAGUUCCUCUCGACGGCACUGGUCUGAAUAUUGGUGUCACAACUUUAAUGAUACCUAGGAUUGAAACUGUAUGUUGGCUGUCAGAUCUACUUUAAAAAUUGAAUGUUACGCCAGAAGAAUAAUAUUAGUUCAAAUGUCAGUUUUCUGUCAUGAUUUUCCAAGAUGCAGUAGGCGACUCUAAGAUAGUCUAUGAUAUUCAGUAGUAUCGUAAAACACAAUGUGAUAUCCUAAGAUGCUGGCUGAUAUCCUAAGAUGCUGUAUGCAUGGUAAUCCUACGAUACAACAUGAUAUCGCAAGCUAUACUGGAUGAUAUCCCAGUGCACUGAGUGAUAUGUAGGAUUAUGUGUUACUGAUACAAAUUUAGAAACGUAUUCUCUUUACGACUGAUACAAAUUUAGAAACGUAUUCUCUUUUGAUGACUGUUCUUUUCAUCAGGGCCAUACCCGGAACCAUAUCUGUUUAUCGGUGAAGAUUCUGGAAUCGACGCAAUCGAUUUGCUAACUCAUGGUAAAACUGUCGUUAUUCCUGGACUUAAAGAGAAUUACGGGAUGGCAACUGACAAAGCGGAAAUGAAAAUAUACUUCAGAAACGGCAGCAGCAUAUCCAGAGCAAACCUUGAUGGCACCGGUGUUGAAGUUUUUUUGGAAAAUGUUGAUAUUUGGAAAAUGGAAUUUGACUGGAUAACACGUAGACUUUUCUGGAGAUCUAGGGUAGAUGGGCGUUUUUUCGUAAUGUAUUUAGAUAAUAAAAAAAAAAGAGAGGUGACAGAAACAAGGCAAUGGCCCCUCGAUAUAGCAGUGGAUCCGAGAGUAGG
Messenger RNA from Paramuricea clavata, 4985 nucleotides. Lineage: Eukaryota; Metazoa; Cnidaria; Anthozoa; Malacalcyonacea; Plexauridae. The record is from the annotation of a GenBank genome assembly.